AUGAUCUCCGUGGCCAUAUUCGCUGUAGCGACGGGUGCUGCUGUUGUUUCUGGCACGACAUGGGCAUGUAUGCGACCUCGCCAGAAUCUGCGUCUGGCUCCAAUAUCUCAAUAUAGUAUCGUACAAAGUACGGGAACAAAGAAAAAAAUGGAGGUUUUCGAUCAACAUGAACGCUCAGUGUGCAAGUUCGAACUGGUCACUCGACAUGAUGUUUUGCAGCACAUUUACCGGAUGUAUGGCCGUCUUGGAGUGUCUAACUCGUCAAAUGAAGUCGCUACUUUCUAUCGAAAUACAGUUGGAAAAGGCGGAUACAUCGAGUACUUCUACGAGGAGCUGGAUGCGGGGUUUAGUCUUUUGCCAAAAUUCUUUCGAUUCCAGCAGGAUAAUAAUACGCUCCGAAGUGAGCCGCUACGAAUCUAUAUUCUGGCAAAAUUACUGGGAAAUAUGUAUGAAGUACACAUAGAUCAGGACGAGGCCAAAUUAGUCUGGUGCUCAAAAACGCGAAUUCUCUAUAAACUCGAUGGGCUGCCGAAACAACAAGUAGCUGCCAUGAGCUCUACCCAUGUUGUAGAGGAGGCUACGGAACAAAUGAAAUCAGCCAAGAAGAAUGCAAACUCGAGACACGUGAUCGCAACUCAGAACGACUUAAUCAAUCCAUAUCUAGCCGUGAGUGUGCUUCUUUACUUCAUACUUCUAGAAUCUGAACACUGA
Messenger RNA from Australozyma saopauloensis, 711 nucleotides. RefSeq lists its product as uncharacterized. The transcript has a single exon. The record is from RefSeq and is a predicted model, not a curated record. The coding region runs from base 1 to 711 and encodes 236 amino acids. NCBI's taxonomy places the organism in Eukaryota, Fungi, Ascomycota, Pichiomycetes, Serinales, Metschnikowiaceae.